AUGGUGUGUAUGGAGUUGCUGGGAGGUCCCUCUAUGACAGUCCUGUUGAUGAUGCUGAAUACACUCACAGCCUGGGGCAGGGACAUUCCAGAGAAUUACCUACAUCAAGUGAGGUCCGAGUGUCAUAUGACCAAUGGAACCCAGCGGGUACACUUCGUGGGAAGACUCAUCUACGACCGGGAGGAGUUUGUGCGCUUUGACAGUGAUGUGGGUCUAUUUGAGGCAAGAAUGGAACUGUGGAAAUCCCAGGUCCAGAAAUGGAACAGUCAAAAGGAAAUAGUUGAACGAGCACAGUCCAUAGUGAAUGUGUGCAGACACAACUACAAAUUAUAUAAUAAAACUAUAGUGCACAGAAAAGUCCAGCCCCGAGUGAAAGUUUUCCCAGUAAAAACACAACCACUCGGGCACCACAACCUGCUCCUCUGUUCUGUGACCAGUUUUUAUCCUGGUGAGAUAAAGGUCAGCUGGUUCAAAAAUGCAAAAGAAGAGAAAUCUGGAGUCCUGUCUACGGGCCUAAUCCGGAAUGGCGACUGGACCUUCCAGACCCUUGUCAUGCUGGAAAUGACCCCCCAAAGGGGAGACGUCUUUACUUGCUGUGUGGACCACGUCAGCUUGCAGAGCCCUGUCUUCGUGGAUUGGAGAGCACAGUCAGAAUCUGCCCAGACUAAGAUGCUGACUGGAGUUGGGGGCCUGGUGUUUGGACUGAUCUUACUUGGAGCAGGACUUGUCAUCCGACACAGAAGCUCAAAAGAUUCCUAUUCUGGAACCAAAGAAGACUCAUGUUUAAAAGGAGUUAUAAACACUGAUCCACAGCAACAAGAUUUUCCUAGAGCUGUUUCCCAAUCCUAA
Messenger RNA from Gracilinanus agilis (Agile Gracile Mouse Opossum), 849 nucleotides. Its product is annotated as H-2 class II histocompatibility antigen, E-S beta chain-like. The coding region runs from base 1 to 849 and encodes 282 amino acids. NCBI's taxonomy places the organism in Eukaryota, Metazoa, Chordata, Mammalia, Didelphimorphia, Didelphidae. Gene Ontology annotation, biological process: antigen processing and presentation of exogenous peptide antigen via MHC class II; positive regulation of T cell activation; peptide antigen assembly with MHC class II protein complex. The transcript has 5 exons. Gene Ontology annotation, cellular component: membrane; MHC class II protein complex. The record is from RefSeq and is a predicted model, not a curated record. Gene Ontology annotation, molecular function: MHC class II protein complex binding.